AGUGGUAACACCCUAAAUACUAUUGUUGUUCUCUUAGGAAACGUACAGGGAAAAACUUCAAACCAUGGUAAUAAGAAGGCACCUGGAGCUCAAAACAUGAGCCAGUUGCGAGCCACAAAGCCUGGACUUUUUGUGUGCACAGCCAUCUGCAUUUUCAUUUUUCUUUAUAUAUGGAAUCCAGCUCCCGAGGAACCAGAGGAGCAGCCCACCUAUCCAGCAGUAGUGGAAUGUGGCUUUUAUCCAGAUGAAUUGUGUUCAGCUUUAUUUGAAGGGAAGGGGGCAGCCCCCCAAAUUGCAAAAUUUUGUAAGCAACCUCAUGGACCUGAAAUCCUUGCUCAUUUACGCACACCAGAGAACUGCUCCAGGAUUUCCCAGGCAUUGCAUUUCAUAACCAGACCCCUGUCUGCAGAAGAGGGCAAUUUCUCUUUGGCAUAUAUUAUAACUAUUCACAAGGAGCUGGCUAUGUUUGUGCAGCUUCUCAGAGCUAUCUAUGUACCUCAAAAUGUUUACUGUAUUCAUGUAGAUGACAAGGCCCCAAAGAAGUACAAGACUGCUGUGCAAACCCUGGUUAAUUGUUUUGAAAAUAUUUUUAUUUCAUCAAAGAGAGGGAAAGUGGCGUACACUGGCUUUACAAGACUGCAAGCAGAUAUUAAUUGUAUGAAAGACCUAAUCCAUUCCAAAUUUCAAUGGAACUAUGUCAUUAAUCUUUGUGGACAGGAUUUUCCAAUCAAAAGCAACAAAGAAAUAAUAUUCUACCUCAGAAGCAAAUGGAAUGAUAAAAAUAUCACCCCUGGAGUGAUCCAACCACCAAACGCUAAAGCCCAGACAAGGCAAAGUCAUCCAGAAUUCACUGCUGAAGGAAGUAUCUAUGUGUCUCCAAAUAAGAGAUUUAAACAUGAACCACCCCAUAACUUAACAAUUUAUUUUGGAAGCCCCUACUAUGUACUAACGAGGAAGUUUGUGGAGUUUGCACUGACUGACACCCGUGCACAAGCCAUGCUUCAGUGGUCCAAAGGCAUCCACAGCCCAGAGCGGCACUACUGGGUGACUCUGAACCGCCUCAAAGAUGCUCCAGGUGCUACACCAACUGCUGGCUGGAAAGGAAACAUUCACGCCACUAAAUGGAGACACCAGGAGGGAGGCGUUCACAAGGGAUGUAAAGGUCACUACGUCCAGGACAGCUGUGUAUACGGACCAGGAGACCUGCCAUGGAUCAUUGAAUCGCCUGCUUUGUUUGCCCACAAAUUCGACUCCUUGACAGACCCUCUUGUGGUUACGUGCUUGGAGAGGCGGCAUAGACUCAAAGUGCUACAGCAGGCAGAGGUUCCUCUGGAACCACACUGGCAUUUUCAACAGGAGAGUCACUUUAACAUGAAACUGAACUGCUGA
Molecule: messenger RNA, 1389 nt
Organism: Manis pentadactyla (Chinese pangolin)
Lineage: Eukaryota; Metazoa; Chordata; Mammalia; Pholidota; Manidae
Product: beta-1,3-galactosyl-O-glycosyl-glycoprotein beta-1,6-N-acetylglucosaminyltransferase 7-like
Exons: 3
Coding region: 97-1389 (430 amino acids)
Cellular component (GO): membrane
Molecular function (GO): acetylglucosaminyltransferase activity
Source: RefSeq, a predicted model, not a curated record